UCUCUUCGCACUUUUAUCUGCAUCCUCGCUCUCUCUUCCUUGUGGCUACUCUCUCUCUCUAGACAACUUUCUAUCGAUACAUACACGUCAAUGUGUCUCUACACAGUGAAAUAAUUUCGAUUUUUUAUUCAUUAUUAAUUAAUUAUUAUAUCGCUUUCUCUUCCUUUAGAUUUGGUGCACUUUAAGAAAACCUCUUGUUUGUGGUGUCUGAUUUGACAAACCAGAGGCCCAAAUUUUUGCUUAUUGGAUCUGUGGUUUGGUUUGGUAUGUGCAUUUGUCUUAGAGAGAAUAGACAGCAAGUGGGAGUUAGAAAUACUCGGUUAUCCAGCUUACUUUGUAUGCAAUUGCAUAUGAGAUGGGCUCCAAGGGAAAGCUACCUUUUGAUCUUAACGAGCCUCCAGCUGAAGAAGAUGAGGACAAUGAUGGUUUUUGUUUCCAGCCACAGAAGGCCGUUCCUUCAAGUUCUCACACCUCCGAAUUAUUUGCCUCAUCCGCUGGUCCUCAAGGGAUAGUAAAUAACCAUGCUUUUUCCCACGCAUCUUCUGUCUCAGGUUUUCAGCCUUUUGUUCGGCCGAGAAGGGGUCUGGGUUCUGAACAUCCUGCUAGGAAUAAGACUUCAGGUAACUCAACUGUUGAUGCUGCAUCUUCCAAAUCAAGCAGAGUUGAGAAGGAGAAGGCUGGCCAGCAGCUAGAUUUGAGUUUUGCAGAUCCGGAGGCUGUUGAGAAGGAAGAAGGGGAAUGGUCUGAUGCAGAGGGCUCUGGGGAUGCAUACAGAAUUCCUAAUACACAUGAAGAGUCUACAACUGGCAACAGAGUUUUGCAGGAGAAAGGGGCAGAUGAGAUGAGGAACCAUAAUAUUGAUCAGGUUAUGGCUUCCGAGAGUGUUGCUCGGAAUGCUGGGGAUGUGAAGGACGAUAAUGGGGACCUUGGGUUUUCAGGACAGGACCAAGAUACAAAUGAUAGGAGAAGCAGUAGUAGUCGUACUUCAGAAUGCAGCUCCAUGAAUGCUCAGGAAGAUUCUGGGUUGGUUCCCAAGCAAAAAGAAAGCAAAGGAGUUGAAGCAAGUUAUGCGCAGAAGUGUGCAAAUAAUCCUGGAAAGCGUCCUAGGCUUGACCAACAGAAGGAAGCAAUGCUAGGGAAAAAGCGAAGUAGGCAGACCAUGUUUUUGAAUUUAGAAGAUGUAAAGCAAGCUGGUGCUCUGAAGAGUUCAACACCAAGAAGACAGAAUUUCCCCGCCCCUAUUACAACUCGUACGGUAGGGCGUGCUCCACCUACUGACCGCAUGGCAGAUAAGCAGAUUCAGUCAACUAGCAAGGAAAGCACACAACUUGAUUUAUCAAAUAAUGAGGGAAAUGGUUAUGUUGAAUCACAAGAUUCUAGAGAUUGCAAUGGUGAGGUGCAUUCUGGGCUUUUGUCUCGGCCUAGGAGACCAACUAGUUCGACAGAUCUCAUGGCUGAGGCUCAAUCAACAUCUAUAUCUAGGCAAAGUUCAUGGAAACAACCCAUAGAUUCAAGGCCAGUCAAAAAUUCACCUCUCCCUGUCAGGAGACCAGCCACAGGCAGUUCAGCAACUGCAGACUUAAAGUCAGGAGUGAAAAAACUUCCUUCAAAGAAACAGGUUGCUGUGAGCACCAUGUAUCAGGAUACAUCAGUGGAACGGCUUCUGCGAGAGGUGACAAAUGAGAAGUUUUGGCAUGAUCCAGAGGAAACGGAGCUUCAAUGUGUACCGGGUCAUUUUGAAUCUGUUGAAGAGUAUGUUAGAGUAUUUGAACCUUUGCUUUUUGAGGAAUGCCGGGCGCAGCUGUAUAGUACUUGGGAGGAAUUGACUGAGACGUUUUCUGUGCAUGUGAAGGUUCAUGUGAAAAACAUUGAAAGACGUGAAAGAGGGUGGUAUGAUGCAAUGUUAAUUCCAUUUACUGAGCAUAAAUGGACCUUUAAGGAGGGUGAUGUUGCUGUUCUUUCCUCACCUAAGCCUGGAUCAGUGAGAUUAAAGAGGAGUAGCAAUUCUGUUAUAGAAGAUGAUGAGGAGGCUGAGAUCAGUGGACGUGUUGCUGGGACGGUCAGAAGGCACAUUCCUAUUGAUACGCGUGACAGUCAUGGGGCUAUUCUGCAUUUUUAUGUUGGUGAUUCAUAUGAUUCUAACAGCAAGGCUGAUGAUGAUCACAUUUUAAGUAAACUUCAGCCAAGGGGCAUCUGGUAUCUGACUGUCCUUGGCUCUCUUGCAACCACCCAGAGGGAAUACAUUGCCUUGCAUGCUUUUCGCCGCCUUAAUUUGCAGAUGCAAAAUGCAAUUCUUCAGCCUAGUCCUGAUCACUUCCCGAAGUAUGAAGAGCAGCCGCCUGCAAUGCCAGAAUGCUUCACUCCAAAUUUUGUGGACUACCUUCAUAGAACCUUUAACGGGCCGCAGCUAGCUGCAAUUCAGUGGGCUGCUAUGCAUACAGCUGCAGGUACUAGUAAUGGGAUGGCAAAGAGGCAAGAUCCAUGGCCAUUUACUCUAGUACAAGGUCCUCCUGGUACAGGUAAGACCCAUACUGUCUGGGGAAUGUUAAACGUCAUCCAUCUAGUUCAGUAUCAGCACUAUUACACUGCGUUGCUGAAGAAACUGGCACCUGAAAGCUAUAAGCAGGCUAAUGAGAGCAACUUGGAAUCUGUUGCUACUGGAUCCAUUGAUGAAGUUCUUCAGAGCAUGGAUCAGAAUCUUUUUCGCACUCUUCCAAAACUUUGCCCAAAACCUAGAAUGCUUGUCUGUGCUCCUUCAAAUGCUGCAACAGAUGAAUUACUUGCUAGGGUUCUUGAUCGAGGGUUUAUUGAUGGUGAGAUGAAAGUUUAUCGUCCUGAUGUUGCCCGAGUUGGGGUAGAUACGCAAACGCGUGCUGCCCAAGCUGUUUCUGUUGAGCGGAGAACUGAUCAGCUUUUGAAUAAGAGUCGUGAUGAAAUCUAUGGUUGGAUGCAUCAAUUGAGAACUCGUGAGGCUCAAUUAUCACAACAGAUAGCUGCCCUUCAAAGAGAUCUGACUGUUGCUGCUGCAGCUGGUCGUGCGCAAGGAUCUGUGGGUGUUGAUCCUGAUGUUCUAAUGGCUAGAGAUCAAAAUCGCGAUACUUUGCUGCAAAGUCUUGCAGCAGUGGUUGAGAGUCGAGAUAAAACUUUGGUUGAGAUGUCCCGCCUUCUUAUAUUGGAAGGCAAAUUCCGUGCUACUAGCAAUUUUAAUUUAGAGGAAGCUCGUGCUAAUCUGGAGGCAAGUUUUGCAAAUGAAGCUGAAAUUGUUUUCACUACUGUUUCAAGCAGUGGGCGAAAGCUAUUUUCUCGUCUUACUCACGGUUUUGAUAUGGUUGUGAUUGACGAAGCAGCACAAGCUAGUGAAGUAGGAGUACUUCCUCCACUUGCUCUAGGUGCAGCACGCUGUGUCCUGGUUGGGGAUCCACAGCAGCUUCCAGCGACAGUAAUCAGCAAGGCAGCUGGAACAUUGUUGUAUAGCAGAAGUCUCUUUGAGAGGUUUCAACAAGCUGGUUGCCCAACAAUGUUGUUAUCAGUUCAAUACAGGAUGCAUCCUCAAAUCAGGGAUUUUCCUUCUAGGUACUUCUACCAAGGGCGGCUGACAGAUAGUGAAAGUGUUGUUAGUUUACCUGACGAGUCUUAUUACAAGGAUCCAUUACUGAGGCCCUAUUUAUUUUAUGACAUCACUCAUGGUAGGGAAUCGCAUCGAGGUGGAUCUGUCUCUUAUCAGAAUAGGGAGGAAGCCCAGUUCUGUCAUCGAUUGUAUGAGCAUCUCCAGAAAACAGCUAAAUCAUUGGGUGUGGCAAAAGUAACAGUGGGUAUCAUUACCCCAUACAAAUUGCAGCUAAAAUGCCUUCAACGGGAGUUUGAGGAUAUCCUAAAUUCAGAAGAAGGGAAAGACAUCUAUAUAAAUACUGUGGAUGCUUUCCAAGGUCAGGAACGGGAUGUCAUUAUAAUGUCAUGUGUACGUGCGUCAAACCAUGGUGUAGGUUUUGUUGCAGAUAUUCGUCGAAUGAAUGUUGCUCUUACUCGUGCUAGAAGAGCUCUCUGGGUCAUGGGGAAUGCAAAUGCACUGGUGAAGUCAGAUGAUUGGGCUGCUCUGAUAAAGGAUGCUAAAGCUAGGAACUGUUACAUGGAUAUGGAUUCUUUGCCUAAGGAUUUUGUGUUACCAAAGUCGUCUCCGUAUCCCUCAUAUCAGGCUAAGAACCCUAGCAACAGGGGCAUGAGAACUGGGCUUAGACAUAGGCCCUAUGAUGUGCACAUGGAGUCCAGGUCUGGUACACCAUCAGAAGAUGAUGAGAAGUCGAAUACAUCAUCAAUUUUAAGGAAUGGAAGUUACCGGUCUUUAAAGUUGCCAAUUGAGAACUCUUUGGAUGAUUUUGAUCAAUCUGGCGAUAAAUCUCGAGAUGCCUGGCAAUAUGGCGUUCAGAAGAAGCACAAUUCAGCUGGAGCAAUGGGGAAGAGAGAAUUACAAUGAUUGGUCAAAGUCUAACAUUCCUUGUACUGAUGGAGUGACAGACCACCACAUUUACUCCUCCUGGCUUGGAAAGCUAGGAGCACAUGAUCCUUUUGCUCAAACUUUGUGUGGCAGGGUGACUUGGUAUGGAUGACCUUAUGCAACAGUACACUUAAUUGAGCAAACUACUUGGAGAUGAAGAAAAAGUGAAGUGAUGGAGAUCAUUGCUUCCAACUGGGCAAGUAGCUUUGUUUGAGUAAAUCCGCUCUGGGUUGACUGAUUAAUGGCUUGGGGCACGCACGAAGCAUAUCAUCUUGACAUGGCUUUCUUCUAAAUCUGGCCGUGUAGGCUCACUGGACUUUGUGUAGGGGUAAAGACAUACUUGUGAUAUGUGAGCUGAGGUUAGCCUUCUGGGAUCUCCGGUUUACGGCAUUUUUGAAUGGUCUAACCCAGCAUGAAUUCCAUGUCGAAGUGGCACUUAGGCAAAAUUUGUUUGUGGCGGAAAUCCAUCACCAUUUUUUGGCUGCAAGUUGGUUGUAUGUACCCACAACUUGCACUAGACUGAAAGCUCAAUAAGAGUUUCAGUCCUGGUUUCUGGAGUGAAACCAGAUGAGAAGGCUACAUAUACCAUGAAACAUUUGGUUUCUGACUGAAGCGUUAAUAUGCUUCAUCGCAUGAAUGUAAGACUCUGCCAGAACCUCAUUAGUAGAUAUUGAAGAUGCUGUACAGGAUAUUGGUACAGGAUUACCAGCAUAUUAUAGCUAAUGCGCGUCUGGAACGGACUAAUUCUGUAUAUAUUUGCAGCAAGUCGAAAUUAGGACUCUCUUCUAAACAUUGCCCAUUACUUAGUGGGUAGAAAAUACAUUUCUUGGUUAGGUUCGUACUCUCAAAUUGUAAUAUUGUCUUUUUUGUCUUACUUUCUGACAACGAAUUGCUGAAUGAUACACCAUUUCUUUUUUAUUCAACUUCCCUGACUUCCGUGCC
Coffea arabica (coffee) is the source of this 5434-nucleotide messenger RNA. Its product is annotated as probable helicase MAGATAMA 3. The record is from RefSeq and is a predicted model, not a curated record. Gene Ontology annotation, molecular function: helicase activity. Lineage: Eukaryota; Viridiplantae; Streptophyta; Magnoliopsida; Gentianales; Rubiaceae.